CGACUGAUCAUAACUAUUAAUAUUGCACAUCUAAAUGAAGAAAUACAUUCCUUCGGCUUCGGAUGAAUUAACGUGUACACGAGUAAUAUUAAGCGUGAACAAUGACGUAACGUUGAAGUCGUGACGCUCGACCCUCUGUGGCUCGCGAUCACACAACAAACAGCGCCUCUCUCCGCCCACAGCAUUAAACUGUAUCGUACUCGCCGUUGGAAUCAAAUAUGAGGUGACACCGACUUAAAAAAACAAACAAAGUAAUGUGUCUGAAUGUAUAAGAAGCCAGAAUCUUCAUAACAGGAUUUGUUUUAUUCACAUAACCGUACGUGGGACUCCCAUCACACACCGUCGAGUGCACAGCUAACCCUGCUAGCCGCUUUAUUCACAUAUAUUAUUUUUCACAUAGGAGAGGCGGGGAAUCCAAAGCCUAAACGAGCCUUUUGAAUGCAUUCAAUCAACACUAACGUUUCAUUUCAUAGUCGCCUUAACUCAGAAUUUCUGCUUUCCGGGGAUAACAGCAAGAAGCUACCGAGGAAUUACAUGGAUUAUCUGUGUUUCAGGACGUUUUGCUGUAAAGGACCUCCACCUCCCAGACCAGAGUAUGACGUGGUUUGCAUCGGUCUGACAGGCUCUGGGAAGACCAGUCUGCUCUCCAGACUUUGCAGUGAGGCAACAGACAGCAUCGUCCCUACCACAGGUUUUAGCAUUAAAGCUGUGCCGUUCCAGAAUGCCAUUUUAAAUGUCAAGGAACUCGGAGGAGCGGACUCAAUUAAAAAGUACUGGAGCCGGUACUACCAGGGCUCUCAGGGGGUGGUGUUUGUUUUGGACAGUGCUUCGUCAGAGGAGGAUCUGGAGGUGGGACGUACAGAACUCCAUUCGGCCCUGCAGCAUCCUCAGCUUUGCAGGCUUCCCUUCCUCAUACUGGCCAACCACCAGGACAAACCUGCUGCCCGCUCUGUAGAAGAGAUAAAGAAAUACUUUGAGCUGGAGCCACUGGCACGAGGCAAACGCUGGAUUCUGGAGGGCAGCGCUGUGGACAACAUGGAUGCAGUAAAAGAGAGCUUCACUCAGCUCAUUAAUCUGCUCGAGGAGAAGGAGCAGGAAACGGGCAGGAUAUGACCAAGGGAAACCAUUCCUUCAUCCAUCAGACACUAGCGAUCGCCAACUCACCACUGGCCAGCACAGCCCAGUUCACCAUGGCCACUGUGCCAACUACAUUGUUACUCCUUACUCUGUUACUGUGAUGUAACAUGAGCCAUGGAAAAAUGGACUUUGCCACUAUUAGUAAUCCUUACAUGUAAGGAUACAUAUCUGCAGAGAAAUGCAAACUUAAGAACCUCUGAAGUUUGAUACCUUCUCCAGACCACAUGUAUUAACAGAGAACAAACAUUCAACACACAAUUACAUUUGUCAAUUAAUAUGGUUCUAUCUGUCCUCUUUAAUACAGACCUAGUUGCACAUUGCUACUAAAUGGAUAAUGUAAUCACAUACUUGGUCACGUAGGGCAACUGGAAGUCAUGUUUUUGUAGUGUGUAGUUUGUUUUUCUUAGCACAGUGUGGCGUGAAUGAUCGUGCAAAUGAGUGUUUGCAAGCGAGAGAUGCCAGUUUGUACUUCAAAGUCUUACAAUGAGUGCUAAUGGAUUUUUAAAACAAACGUAUUAAUGUGUUCUCACAAACAACUGUCAUUAGAUGUAAUUUAAAUAGGCAGUCUUAAACGUUUGUGGCUGUAAAGUGAAAUGUGAAUUAUGACUGAUUCCAAAAAUCACAAUGAUAUGAAAUUAUUCUUCUCUACCUUUAUAGGGUGAAUUAUAAAGACACAUUCAUGAAGUUAUUCAGGAUUUUAUCAUUUUUAAAAGAUUAGGGAGCCUUGUUGAGGGCAAAAGGAUGUUUUCAUAAAGUAUUAUUUCAAACCAGAACAUAUCAAGGAUUUUGCUCAAUUAUAUCUCUAUCUUGGUUGGUGACGGUUGACAAUACCCUACAAAAUUAUUGAACUGGUAAACAACUUAUACAAUCUUCACCAGGUGGACUGGGAUAGAGCCUUAAACUUUGUUGGAUAUUGUAUUUCAUUUGUUUGUUUUUUAUUCUUUUUAAUUUCUUUUGGCCAGAAUGUAAAACACUCUUUGUAUAAGUGCUCCUCCUAUUGUCUAAUGGCCUCCUGUUUAGAUGGCGUAUAGUGUAUGCUUUUGUUCUCCCGAUUUCUGUUUUUACACCCAUACCAUCUCCAGAGAUCUAAACAGAGAAAGCUCAGUCUGAGUGUUACUCAUGUGAUGCAGCCAGGCUUCCAAAAGCAAAUUCCCUUGAAAAAUGACCACCACCUGGAUUUGCAUAGUCAUUGUAGAACUUGCGCAACAACGUCUUUUGUUUUAUUUAUAUCUACAAAUGUUAUACCCACCAAACCAAUUCAGCUGCCUUUUUGUAAUUCAGAUAAUUUUACAUUUGUUACAGAUUUUGUCUUGUUCUUAGGAAAGGACAUGUGCUUGUCUGUUCUGGAAGAGAGGAAAAAAUGUCUUGGUGGACUUUUGAGCAGUUUAUCAUGGUUGGCGUCAAGUCAUUCACAUGUUUGACAGUGUUUAUGUAUGCAUACGUAUUUAUACAUCAUUUCCACUGAGUAACUUGUAAAAUAAAGGCUGAAGAAGGA
Molecule: messenger RNA, 2632 nt
Organism: Xyrauchen texanus (razorback sucker)
Lineage: Eukaryota; Metazoa; Chordata; Actinopteri; Cypriniformes; Catostomidae
Product: ADP-ribosylation factor-like protein 15
Exons: 5
Coding region: 439-1113 (224 amino acids)
Molecular function (GO): GTPase activity; GTP binding
Source: RefSeq, a predicted model, not a curated record